AACGAAAAUGAGUCAUCAAUCAAAUCGCUUCCUUCCCUUCCCUUAUAAAUACCGUUCCUUUCUUCCCCUCUGAUCCUCCUCUGCUUACAAAUUUCAAUCUCUCCAUCAUGGAUUCAUACUCCCCUUUCGAUUCUCUCAUCUUCGAUUUGGAUGAUACUCUGUACUCUUCAAGCAUCGGAUUCGGUGACGCCACCAAGCGUAACAUAGAUGAUUUUUUAGUUGAAAAAUGCGGAUUUGAACCGAGGAAAGCUUCUGCUCUUCGUGUUCAACUCUUCAAAACCUACGGAAGCACUCUCGCUGGGUUACGAGCGUUAGGUUAUGAUGUGGACGCCGAUGAAUACCACAGCAUCGUGCACGGAAGGUUGCCUUACCAUCUAAUCAACCCAGAUCAUCAAUUAAGAGACCUUUUGCUCACCAUCACUCAACGCAAAAUCAUAUUCACAAAUUCGGAUCGAGCCCAUGCGAUCAAGGCGUUGAAUCUUCUUGGAAUAGCCGACUGCUUUGAGCAGAUCAUCUGUUUUGAGACCAUGAAUCCGAAUCUAUUCAAUUCCAAGUCCAAGUCGGAGGACUUCCCUGUGGUUCUGAAGCCUUCAUUAGAGGCCUUCAAUAUUGCUAUUGACGCUGCUCAGGUUGACCCUACCACAACGCUGUUUUUUGACGACAACGUUGGAAAUAUUGCAGCAGCCAAAGCUGUUGGACUUCAUACCGCUGUGGUUGGAAAAACAAUGGUGACAAAUGGAGCAGAUUAUGCUUUGGAGAAGAUACAUGACCUGUCGCAAGUUAUUCCUGAAAUAUGGUUCGCAAAACCGCACUUGACUGUGUAAAUGAAUGUAAAACAACAAUAAACCGUGCCUCGGAACGUACAUAUAAAACAAACUCAUGGCAAUGUCUGUAGAGAAUUGAAGCUAAUUAAUUUGUUAUCAGUGUCUAAUAAACAAUGAUAUCAACUUUACUUGUUUGGUUUGUAUGUAUUCAAAGGCAAACUAGGAUAAAUAAAUGUUCAACUGUAACUAAUAAAUUAGUUAUAAUGAUAAUGUCGUGUGUAUUUGUGAUGGAA
Messenger RNA from Helianthus annuus (common sunflower), 1057 nucleotides. RefSeq names its product suppressor of disruption of TFIIS. The coding region runs from base 108 to 824 and encodes 238 amino acids. The transcript is spliced from 7 exons. The record is from RefSeq and is a predicted model, not a curated record. Lineage: Eukaryota; Viridiplantae; Streptophyta; Magnoliopsida; Asterales; Asteraceae.